UUUCAUCAUACUUUUGCUCAUUUCUUUGUAUUCAUUUCCUGCAAAAUAUGAGAAACAUGAAACUCUUUCUUUUCCUUUAUCUGAGUGCUCUCAUGUCACUUGAAUCAUUCGGGAAUAGCCAUGAAAGUGAUAAGCAAGCACUACUCAAGUUCAAGUCUCAAGUUUCUGAGGAGAAACAAGUUUUGCUGUCUUCAUGGAACAACUCAUCUCCUCCCUGCAGAUGGACAGGGGUUACGUGUGGCCGCAAACACAAGAGAGUUACUGGUCUGGACCUCGGAGGAUUCAAAAUGGGUGGAAUGAUAUCACCCUUUAUUGGUAAUCUUUCGUUUCUCAUAUCACUUAAUCUCACUGAUAACUCUUUAGGUGGAACCAUCCCUCAAGAGCUGGGAAAGUUGUUUAGACUUGAGCACUUGGAUAUAAGCUUCAAUUUUCUGGGAGGAGGGAUUCCACCAAGUCUCUUCAACAAUUCUAGAUUGUUGGAGAUUGAUUUAUAUUCAAAUCAUCUUGGACAAGGUUUUCCUUCAGAACUAGGAUCAUUGAGUAAGCUUGUUUAUUUAGACCUUGGUCAAAACAACCUGAAAGGAAAACUCCCUGUAUCUCUAGGAAACUUGACAUCCCUCAGAGGACUUUCCUUUGGUGAAAAUAAGCUGGAAGGAGAAAUUCCUGAUGUCAUAGCUAGAUUGACUCAAAUGGAAAUUUUUUUAUUUGAUACAAACCAUUUAUCUGGUGUUUUUCCUCCUGUAAUCUACAAUUUGUCCUCACUUCAGUAUUUGACCAUGGGUGGUAAUUAUUUCUCUGGGAACCUGAGGCCUGAUUUUGGUAACUUAUUACCAAACCUUCGAGAUUUGUCUAUGGGAGAUAAUUUUCUCACAGGAGCCAUUCCAUCAGCACUUGCAAAUAUUUCAACACUUCAAUAUUUGGCCAUGGAGAUUAACAGUCUGACAGGAAGAAUUCCUCCGAGCUUUGCAAAAAUACCAUAUCUGCAAGAACUAUAUUUUAAUGAAAAUUCUCUGGGAAAUUUUUCAGCUGGAGAUGUUGAAUUUCUUAUUGAUUUGACCAACUGUACCCAACUGCAAAGCUUAGAUGUGUCAUGGAAUAGGCUUGGGGGUGACUUGCCUGCCUCCAUUGUCAAUCUGUCGAUGAACCUCAUCGUAUUUGACAUUGAAAACAAUUCCAUAUCUGGAAGCAUUCCUAAUGACAUUGGGAAUCUCAUAGGCCUACAAGAAUUUUGGUUGUCCGAAAAUCUAUUGGAAGGACCAAUCCCAGCCUCUUUUGGGAAACUUUCAGGAUUAAUGGCAUUAAGUGUCCACACAAAUAGGAUGUCAGGAGAGAUACCAUAUUCUUUAGGCAACAUCACUCGGUUAGAAACACUCUUUUUAUCCAACAAUAAUUUUGCAAGAAUCAUUCCUCCAAGUCUUGGUAAGUGUAGAUAUUUGCUACGUUUACAUAUCAACAAUAAUAAGUUGAAUGGUAUUAUACCUCAGGAGAUUAUGCAAAUUCCAACCCUUGUUUCCCUAAACAUGUCAAAUAAUUUAUUGACUGGUUCUCUACCAGAAGAUGUUGGACGACUUGAAAAUCUUGGUGAGUUAUAUGUUGCUCACAAUAAGCUUUCAGGGAAUCUCCCAAAGACGUUGGGAAAGUGUCUCUCGAUGGAAAAACUUGAUCUGCAAGGAAAUUCUUUUGAUGGAGUCAUUCCAGAUAUAAGUGGGUUGGUUGGUAUUAAGGCGGCUGAUUUCUCAAGCAACAAUCUCUCUGGAAGAAUUCCUGAAUAUCUCGCAAAUUUUAGCUUGUUGGAGUAUCUCAAUCUAUCCUUUAACAACUUUGAAGGAAAUGUGCCAACAGAAGGAAAGUUCAAAAAUGCUACUGUAGUCUCGUUAUUUGGAAACCAAAACCUUUGUGGAGGCGUCUUGGAACUGCGACUCAAGCCAUGUUUUACGCAACCACCAAGAAAUUCAAGAAAGCAACUUGUGAUUGGGCUAAGCAUAGGCAUAUCUUUGCUUUUGCUUUUGUUCAUAGCUUCAGUUUCUGUUUGUUGGUUAAAAAGCAGAAAGAAGAAAAAUGUCAAUGAAGCAACUCCUUCCACCUUGGGAGUUUUUCAUGAAAUGAUAAGUUAUGGAGAUCUCCGAAAUGCGACAGAUGGUUUCUCUUCGAGUAAUUUGAUCGGGUCAGGAAGCUUUGGUACCGUGUUUAAAGCCUUUCUGCCGGCUGAGAACAAGGUUGUUGCAGUGAAAGUUCUAAACAUGCAAAGACGUGGGGCAAUGAGGAGCUUUAUGGCAGAAUGUGAAUCCUUGAAACACAUUAGACAUCGUAAUCUUGUGAAACUGUUGACAGCUUGUUUGGGUACUGAUUUCCAAGGAAAUGAAUUCAAAGCUCUAAUCUAUGAGUAUAUGCCAAAUGGAAGUUUGGAUAUGUGGAUGCACCAAGAGGAAUUUGAAGAGAUUUUUAGACCCUCAAGAACGUUGACACUUUUGGAAAGGCUUAACAUAGCAAUAGAAGUGGCUUCUGUUUUGGAGUAUCUUCAUCUUAGUUGCCAUGAAUCUAUUGCUCACUGUGAUCUUAAACCAAGCAAUGUUCUUCUAGACGAUGAUCUAACUGCCCAUGUUAGCGACUUUGGUCUUGCUCGGAUUCUCCUCAAGUACGACGAGGAAGGCUUUAUUAACCAACUUAGCUCGGCUGGAAUCAGAGGAAGUAUUGGCUAUGCGGCACCAGAAUAUGCAAUGGGAGGAGAUAUAUCAGUACAUGGUGAUGCAUAUAGCUUUGGGAUUCUCAUUCUUGAAAUGUUCAGUGGAAAACGACCAACCGAUGAGAUGUUCGGAGGAGACUUUACCCUCCGUAGUGGCAUCAGGUCUGCAUUGCCAGAGCAAGUUUUGGAUGUGGCAGAUGAAUUGGUUCUUCAAGACGGCCUUAGAAUUGGCUUCCCUGUUGCUGAUUGCUUGACACAGGUUUUACAAGUGGGACUUAGGUGUUCUGAAGAGUCUCCAGCAAACCGCUUGGGAAUGCGUGAGGUUGUAAAAGAAUUAAUCUCAAUCAAGGAGAGGUUCUUCAGAGCCAGAAGAAGAGCUAGACGUUGAAGUGUGUGCUGUAUGCUUGCUCCUCUACAAACGUGAAAAUUUGUAGAUGUAUAAUAUUUCUUCAUAAUAUGCUUGAACGUUGUGAUUUGUGAACAUAAUGCUAUGUUAUUAGCGACAAAUGAUGAAUGUUGUGUUAGCAAUUUGAUACUUGGAAUCUAGAAUUUCUAUCGGUAAAACAUUGCUUUGGCAAGUGAGAUAUACAUGUUUACUAGAUUUUACAA
Brassica napus (rape) is the source of this 3292-nucleotide messenger RNA. Its product is annotated as probable LRR receptor-like serine/threonine-protein kinase At3g47570. The transcript has 2 exons. Bases 48 to 3071 code for a protein of 1007 amino acids. Gene Ontology annotation, biological process: protein phosphorylation. Lineage: Eukaryota; Viridiplantae; Streptophyta; Magnoliopsida; Brassicales; Brassicaceae. The record is from RefSeq and is a predicted model, not a curated record. Gene Ontology annotation, molecular function: protein kinase activity; ATP binding; protein binding.